CUGGCUGCGUGGCCAGGUCAGGCUUGGAGCAAGGGACACAGGGGGCCGUCUGCCUCCGUCUGUCUGUAUUUCCCUCCUGCUCUCCCUUUCUCUACCUUUGGCAUCUACCUCUCCUCCCUACUCCCCUCUCCCUGCCCGCAUGCUCAUGAGUUGGUCUCCAGAAGAGUGCAAGGGGCAGGGAGAGCCCCCCGAUGACAGACACCCUCUCUGCGCCAGGCUGGUGGAGAAGCCCAGCAGAGGGUCUGAGGAGCACCCCAAGUCUGGCCCGGGACCCAUCGUCACCCGCACGGCCUCGGGACCUGCCCUUGCCUUCUGGCAGGCAGUGCUGGCUGGGGAUGUGGGCUGUGUCUCCCACAUCCUUGCAGACUCCAGUACUGGCCUGGCUCCUGAUUCCGUCUUUGAUACCAGCGACCCAGAGCGAUGGAGGGAUUUCCGCUUCAACAUCCGUGCUCUGAGACUCUGGUCUCUGACGUAUGAAGAGGAGCUGACCACCCCACUGCAUGUGGCAGCCAGCCGUGGCCACACUGAAGUCCUGCAGCUGCUGCUGAGGCGGCGGGCAAGGCCGGACAGUGCCCCUGGGGGCCGCACUGCCCUGCACGAGGCCUGUGCUGCAGGCCACACUGCCUGUGUCCAUGUGCUGCUGGUGGCAGGAGCUGACCCCAACAUCGCUGACCAGGAUGGGAAACGCCCCCUGCAUCUCUGCCGGGGGCCUGGCACCCUUGAGUGUGCGGAGCUGCUCCUCAGGUUCGGAGCGAGAGUGGAUGGUCGGUCCGAGGAGGAAGAGGAGACCCCUUUGCAUGUGGCCGCCCGGCUUGGCCAUGUGGAGCUGGCAGACCUGCUUCUAAGACGGGGGGCAUGUCCUGAUGCCCGUGAUGCCCAAGGCUGGACUCCACUGCUGGCUGCCUGUGAUGUCCGCUGCCAGUCCACUGCUGAUGCAGAGGCCACCGCCGCCCGCUGCCUGCAGCUGUGCAGCCUGCUGCUUUCAGCCGGAGCAGAUGCCGAUGCUGCCGACCAGGACAAGCAGCGACCCCUGCACCUGGCCUGUCGCCGUGGCCAUGCAGCUGUUGUGGAGCUGCUUCUGUCCUGCGGCGUCAGCGCCAAUGCCAUGGACUAUGGGGGACACACGCCCCUGCACUGUGCUCUGCAGGGCCCAGCUGCAGCCCUGGCCCAGAGCCCUGAGCACGUGGUUCGGGCUCUGCUCAACCACGGCGCUGUGCGAUUCUGGCCAGGGGCCCUCCCCAAGGUGCUGGAGCGCUGGAGCACGUGCCCUCGGGCCAUCGAGGUCCUGAUGAACACCUACAGCACCGUGCAGCUUCCGGAGGAGGCUGUGGGCCUGGUGUCUCCUGAAACUCUGCAGAAACAUCAGCGUUUCUACUCCUCCCUCUUUGCCUUGGUGAGGCAGCCCAGGUCGCUGCAGCAUCUGAGCCGCUGUGCGCUCCGCUCUCACCUGGAAGGCAGCCUGCCCCACGCGCUGCUCCGCCUUCCCCUGCCACCGUGCCUGCUCCGCUACCUGCAGCUGGAUUUUGAGGACGUGCUCUAUUAGAUCUCCACGGUCUUUUGAGAGGGCCUGAAAGCAGAUGCCCCAGCCUGCAGAGGGCGCUCCUCUGCACCAACUCAGGCCAGGUAGCCCAGCUCCACAGGCAGGUGUGGAUGCUGUAAUUCUCCAUGCACAGAGGAGGACCCACCGCGGCAGCCAGGUGAUGCCUGAUGAAGACACACUCCUGUUGGGGCUCUCACAGGCCCCCUUCUAGCUUGUGCAAACCCUGUAUGUGCAUUAAAAAUCUCCAGGUCUGUG
This is a messenger RNA of Saimiri boliviensis boliviensis (Bolivian squirrel monkey), 1795 nucleotides long. RefSeq names its product ankyrin repeat and SOCS box containing 10 (gene ASB10). Gene Ontology annotation, molecular function: protein binding; transcription cis-regulatory region binding. NCBI's taxonomy places the organism in Eukaryota, Metazoa, Chordata, Mammalia, Primates, Cebidae. Gene Ontology annotation, biological process: positive regulation of transcription by RNA polymerase II; intracellular signal transduction. Gene Ontology annotation, cellular component: cytoplasm; nucleus. The record is from RefSeq and is a predicted model, not a curated record.